This is a messenger RNA of Rhagoletis pomonella (apple maggot), 3116 nucleotides long. RefSeq lists its product as uncharacterized. The transcript is spliced from 2 exons. Lineage: Eukaryota; Metazoa; Arthropoda; Insecta; Diptera; Tephritidae. The record is from RefSeq and is a predicted model, not a curated record. Bases 1 to 3066 code for a protein of 1021 amino acids. Gene Ontology annotation, molecular function: aspartic-type endopeptidase activity; nucleic acid binding; zinc ion binding. Gene Ontology annotation, biological process: proteolysis.
AUGGCGCCCGAGCAGGGACCCAGCUCUGCAGGCGCAUGUGCAAAAGCACCAACAAGCACCAACCCUGUCGAAGCGGGUUCAUCGAACACACCACAACCAACCAAUAACACACGGACGAGCGAAAACGACACAGCAACGCUGAACGCCGACUCUCUGGGCUGGAUAUACCUACUGAAAAAAGAGAGAUUGGUGGAGGAAUGCAGACAACACCAGUUACCAAUUGAAGGGAACACAGUCGCAGAGUUACGGAGUGCUCUAAGCCACUUCAUCAAAACCAAGCGAAGUAGAAGAUCAACCGAAAAUCUCCUAAAAGAACUAGAAAUGGAGAUCACCGCUGAAGAAGCCAGUAUAGCGAAGUCCUUACCCGAAGUCACCCCAGCCAUAAAACUGGACGAAUCAUUCCUACACUCCGGAGGAGCAAAACUAGCAGCUCCUCAGCGAGACAGGUUUAGUAACGCCGAAGUAAUGAGUACUGUCCGUCGUUGGGACGUACACUAUUCCGGCGGCGAUGCCCUGCACGACUUCUUGGAUCGGAUUGGGGAACUGGCAGAAUGCUAUCAAAUCCUGCCAGACCAACUCCUCCCAACCCUGCCCGAGAUUUUACGCGGUAAAGCACUUCAAUGGUUCCGCGUCCAGAGGCAACAAAUAACCACCUGGGCUAGAUUUCGUGCCGGGGCGGAAAAAUUUUUUCUGCCCAAACGACACAUAACGCAGCUAGAAGACGCAAUUCGCCAGCGGAAACAGAUGCACAGGGAAAAGGCCAAGGACUACAUCCUCGCCCUGCAGACACUCAUUCGACAACAUCCGGUCAUGUGCCACGAAAACCACCUAGAACGUAUUUAUGACGGUCUGCGAGUCGAAUACCGACUCUUCGUAAAAAGAAGCGAAUUCCAAACCAUCGAGGAGCUCAUGGAGCUCACCGAUGAGUAUGAACUUCUCAAAAACGAAGAAGCUAGACAAAGUAGACAAGCGGCACACAGCCUUUCCACCAUAAGUAACCGGUACGACGCAAGGAACACCUGCUGGCGCUGCAAAAGGCGUGGGCACCAGCGUUACCAUUGUCACUACCCACGGCGACUGUCCUGUUCCCGUUGCGGUCAAGAUGGAACUCUCUCCAGAAACUGCCCAUGCCCCAAAUCAAUCAAUACCGCGCCACCCAUCGCCCAAGCCACUACAGUGCAAUCCGAAUGGAGAAGUAUCGACGGUCGCUUCUACGCCGACGUCACCAUCGAAGGCCUACACGUACGAGCACUGGUGGACACCGGAGCCACUCUAACAUACGUAGACGACAGCACGCGCGUGCAUUUAGAGCGACUCAACAUCCAACCCCAGCCUAAUAAGCGGAACGUCCAACUCGCGGAUCAGACAUGCGUUGCCAGUACACACACCUACCCCGUCAGAAUCAAGUAUAACGAGCGAUUCACACGCACGGCGGUAGCAGUGAUCCCGAACCUGGCAGAACGAAUGAUAUUAGGAAUGGACUUCCUGUCAAAGCGAGGCAUUGUUGUGACCUUAGACGGCCAGCCACUAAAUCCCGACACGUCACCGAGGCCCACACCCACCUUGUGUUGCCUAACAGAACAGGCUCACUUAAAUGAGGAACAAAAUCAGGAAUUGGCACACUUCUUGGACCACAACAAAACGCUGUUCUCCAAAAUCACCGGACCAAGUACAGCCGCCGAACACAUCAUUACACUGCGACACAACCAACCGCUGAAGCAGCGCUACUACCCGCGCAAUCCCGCCAUGCAGCAGGUAAUAAAUACCGAAGUGGACGAAUUACUCACCGCUAACCGGAUAGAACCCUCCAGGAGCGCAUACAGCUCACCAAUUGUACUAGUCAGAAAGAAACAAGGAACCUGGCGGAUGUGCAUUGAUUAUCGUCAACUCAAUGCCGCUAGUGAACCCGACGCGUACCCACUGCCUCAAAUCGGAGCCAUUUUGGACCAGCUAAAAGAAGCAAAGUACAUCUCAACCAUCGACUUAAAGAACGGCUACUGGCAGAUACCGUUAGCCAAGAAGUCUCGGCCAUAUACCGCCUUCACCGUUCCCGGCCGAGGACUUUUUCAAUGGAAGGUAAUGCCCUUCGGACUACACUCCGCCCCAGCCACCUUCCAACGCGCCCUCGACUCUAUACUCGGCCCGGAAUUGCAACCAAAAGUGUUCGCCUACUUAGACGAUAUCAUCGUGCUAGGCGAAACGUUCACCGAACAUAUGACCUACUUACGCGAAGUCUUUCAUAGACUUCAGAACCACAAAAUGCAAAUCAACUUCGAGAAAUGCAGUUUUGUACAACAAAAACUACAUUACUUGGGACACAUCGUCAGCUCUGAAGGGAUACACACCGACCCUGGAAAAGUAGCCGCGGUACGGGAAAUGACUGCGCCCCGAACCAUCAAGGAGCUUCGCCGCUUCCUUGGACUUGCCUCCUGGUACCGCCGCUUCAUCGCUAACUUCUCCACACUCGCGGCACCCCUCAACCAGUUACUCAAAAAGAACCAAACUUGGACAUGGGGCGAAUUACAGAACAACGCAUUCGAGGCGCUCAAGGAAAAACUGACUUCCGCACCAAUACUCUGCUGCCCAGACUUCAACCAACCAUUUUUUCUACAAACCGACGCUAGCGGAGAAGGACUCGGCGUGGUCUUAUUUCAGCGCCAUUCGGAUCAAGAGAAAGUCGUGGCCUAUGCCAGUAGAAGUCUGUCAAACUUAGAAAAGCGUUACUCAGCUACGGAACAAGAAUGUCUGGCUGUCCUGUGGGGAAUUCGAAAAAUGAGACCAUACUUAGAAGGCUACCAGUUCACUGUUAUCACCGACCACCACUCCCUCAAGUGGCUCCAUUCGCUACAAAACCCCUCCGGGCGUCUGGCCAGAUGGGCACUUGAGCUACAACAAUACAACUUCGAGAUCGAAUACCGAAAGGGAUCUUUAAACGUGGUGGCUGACGCACUAUCACGGUGCCCGCUGCCAGCCCCCAGCACAGAAGAAGACCUACUGUUCGCUUUGAAUAGCCAACGUACGAGUUGGUACGACAGUGGAUCAACAGCCGACUAUUCCGACAUAUAGCACCAACAAAUCCACUCUCCCGUGCCCCGCAAUGGAAGCUCUGCAUCCCC